AUGUCUUCAAUUAUUAAACAACAACCAUAUAGUCCAGUAUCAUUUAAUUCAUUUUCCAGUGAUUUUUAUAAUCAUCAACAAUCAAUAACAUCAAUGGAAAAUGAACAAUUAUCACCAACAACAAAUAAUAUAGCAGAAAGUUCUUCAACAUCAAAUAUGGUAACACCAUCAGCUACAACUGAAGGUGGAGGAAGAGGUCAACCUUCUCCAGAAGAUAAGCGUCGUUGUUCUGUAUGUAAUGAUGUUGCUUCUGGUUAUCAUUAUGGUGUAUGGAGUUGUGAAGGAUGUAAAGCAUUUUUUAAACGAAGUAUUCAAGGUACAAAUGAUUAUGUAUGUCCAGCAACGAAUACUUGUACAAUUGAUAAACAUCGUCGUAAAAGUUGUCAAGCUUGUCGUCUACGACGUUGUUAUGAAGUCGGUAUGACAAAAGGUACAGCAAGACGAGAAAGAAAAUAUCGAAAAAAAGCUGUAUCGGUUUGUAAAAUAACAUCAACGUCAUCAAAUUCAAAUGCUACAAUAAAUAAUCAAGAACAUGGAUCAUCAGUAUCAACAACUAAUGCUCGAACAUCAACAAUCACACCUUCGGUAUCUCAAUCGAAUAAUAAUAGUAAUACUUAUUCAUCACACCAACAACAACAACAACAAACUAAUAAGACUACAUCGGACUUAACACGUGUUGCAACAACGACUAAUGAAUUUCUUACAACUCUGUCUCAAGCAUCUCGUUUAAAUUUACCAGCUAAAAUUGAUACAAAUCGUCCAUUAGAUGAUCAAUAUUUUCUUCAAUUACUUGCAAAAGUUUUUGAUCAAGAAUUAGUUGUUCUUAUUAAUUGGGCUAAAGCCAUACCAGGUUAUACUGAAAGUUUAACACUUGAUCAACAAGUAACGAUGAUUGAACAAAGUUGGUUAGAUACAUUAAUUCUCGAUAUAAUCGAACGUUCAUUAGAACGUAAUGAUGAUUCAUUACAAUUUGCACCUGAUUUUAUUGUCCCACGAAAUCGUGAUUUAUCAAGUUCUAUAUUAAACUCAAUAUGUACAUAUUUAUUUAAUUUAAUUCAAGUGUUUAAAGAUCCACGUACAACACAUGAAGAAUUUAUUGCACUUAAAGCUACAAUACUUAUUAAUUCGAUACCAGCAACUAUAUCAUCAACAAAACCUUUUCGUAUAUUAACAAAUCAAAUUUAUCAAACACUACAUUUUACAUGUGAUUUAAAUCCUAGUGUAUAUCAAGAUACUUCUAUUCGGCAUUUUACACUUUUAUUGCAAUUAUCACAUAUUAAAAUGUUAAGUUCGAAAUUAAUAAGAUUAUUUUUAGACAUGCGUAAUAAUGAUUUAUUACCACAAGCUGAUCUUUUAUUAGAAAUGCUUGAUGCACAAGAUGUGUUUGAUAUAUCAUUUAAUAUGGAUGUAAAUACUUUCUCAUCACAAACAAAAACUUUCAGUCACAAUUCGUUAGAAAAUAAUAAUGCAUCAUCAUCACCAUUCUCACUCGAUAAUACAUUAAUAUAUACCGAUCAAUAUUCAACUAUGUCAGCAAUGAAAACAAAUAAAGAUCAUCUAUCGAAUUUAUCUGAAAAACGUUCAUCGUCAACUCCAGCUCUUCCAUUUUAUCAACAAACAGAUAGUAUGUCUAUAACAAAUACUGGACAUAUGUUAAAUAAUGGUUCAUCAUAUUAA
This is a messenger RNA of Adineta steineri, 1677 nucleotides long. The record is from the annotation of a GenBank genome assembly. Lineage: Eukaryota; Metazoa; Rotifera; Eurotatoria; Adinetida; Adinetidae.